AUGUCGGGCGACGGCAAUGCGCCGAUCAAUAGCUAUCUGCGGGAGAAGGGCCCGCAGCAGGAGAACUACAGGGGCUUCCACCCAAGCGGCGAGUAUGCUCGCUUCCACGGGCCACGCAUGUCGGCGAGGUACCCGGAGUUCCCUGUGGUGGAUCAAGACCCGUCCUUCACGGCAGUCUUGUCGAACGCGAACGUGGAAGACUACUUCCGCAUCGCGAAGUGGACGACCGUGGGCUGGCUCGCGGGCUGGUGGACUGGCCGCAGCGACAUGAGGUGGGCGACGGGCACCGCGGGGCGCCUCCGCGCGGCGUGCACCCUGGCGACGUACGCCAUGUUCAUCGGCGCCGCCGGCUCCUACCACGAGUCGUGGGCUCGGCUGACCGGCCGCAAGUCCAACAAGGCCGAGGUCAUCGAGCUCAUCGAGCGGGACCGCGACCAGUUCGUCGCCAACAAUCCGGACCUGUCGCUGCGGCAGUCGUUCCUGGGCGCGCUGGCGGGCGGAGUGCUCCCCGGGACCACCGCGAUGCAGCAGCGGCCGUUCGCCGCGCUGUCGACGAAGGAGGAGCCCCGCUGA
Molecule: messenger RNA, 573 nt
Organism: Pedinophyceae sp. YPF-701
Lineage: Eukaryota; Viridiplantae; Chlorophyta; Pedinophyceae
Source: the annotation of a GenBank genome assembly